Messenger RNA from Prorocentrum cordatum, 1476 nucleotides. The record is from the annotation of a GenBank genome assembly. NCBI's taxonomy places the organism in Eukaryota, Dinophyceae, Prorocentrales, Prorocentraceae.
AGCCCUUUGGUUCCAGCACCUGCAGGAAUCGCGGGCCCUCCGACCGCACGUGCGGUCUCUCCUCCUCCCCCCCCCUUCCUCUCUCCCCUCCCCGCGGCGGGCGGCGGUCAUGGUCACUCAGGCACGGCCGAAAUGGGUCCCGACUCAAUUGGCGGCAGGUCGGCGAGCGCACCUGGCCACGAACACCUACCAGGGCAAGGUGAUCCUCAAGAUCACCAUCUUCCGCAAAAUGGCGGCCAUGAUGGAGAAUGGCUUCGCGGUCGCAUGGAUCUCUGCAGUGCUCCAGGUCUUGGAUUCGGCUGUGGCUGUGGACCACGGGCACAAGGCUUCCGACGGCUCGAGUUUCAUCACUGUUGUGCUCAAGCCUGUUCCUGGUCCUCAACUCGCGCCUGCAGACGAUGAUGACGAUGAUGAUGGUAGCCCUGGCGGUGGAGGCGGUGGACAUGAUGGUAACCUCCCUGGGGACCACUCCGGUGACGCUUGCGAUCGCGGCGAUCGACGACACCCUGCUGCUGGUGGGAGUGGAGGCUCGCGGCGUGGACCUGAUCCAUGGGCGUCUGGUGCUGGUGACCCUUGGUCUGGAGGCCCGUUGCCCAAAGUACCGCGACGACGUGUUGCAUCCCCUGUCCAUUCUGGAGCUCUGGGUGUUCAAGAUGUUCUGCCUGCUGUGCCGAGCUUCCCAUUCAACUCCGACGCGGAGGCUUUCAUUCCGAUUGCAAUGCAAACCCAUGGCGCUCCUUGCGAUAAUCUUCCUGUGGAGCUUCGGAGUGCGGACUUUCACAGUGCCUUGGAAGACCUGUGCAGUAAAGUGCAUGGUGAACUUCAUGGUGGACAUGCUCAGGAGGUUCUCCAAUUACUGCAGAGCUUCACGGACGAGCUGGCGAUUGACCUUCAUGAUGAUCGGCUUGGGCCGCGUACGGAACCUAUCUCUUGUCCUGGACCGAACGAGGAUGGAUCUGAGUAUUUGGCUGGUCUUUUUGGGCCUCUUCACGGUUCUGCCUUCCACUGCGUCCUUUCGGUAUUCUGUGGUGUUGCUAAUCGUCACCUUCAGGCUGGGCACAGAAAAAUGGAUCAUGAAGUUAUGGCGCAGGUGUGUCUUGAAGCUCAGGGCUUCCUCCCUCGACCUUGUUCCCGUACGGUGGUGCGCGAAAUCGUGUAGCUUGCUGAGCCCCCGCCAGAUCCUGAAGAUGACAGGCGCACGGAUGGCCGCUGGAGCUCUUAGUUGGGAGAUAUGGCACUGUUCUGGAGGGGGCGUAUAUCGGCCACACGGGGCAGAUUGCAGCAGUGGUCGAGGACACCUGCCUCCCAUUUUGAUGUUUCUUCCUGAUCUCUCCGCCUCGGGACUUCAGGCGGAUCGUGAUCACAUGGGCCCGCCUCGGGCCCAGAUCCCUCAGGCCGCCUCAAGACUCCUCCUCCUCCUCGCCUCCUUACCUCCUGAAGACGAGCGCCCUUUUUCCUCGGCCUGAUGGCGCCCGG